Molecule: messenger RNA, 5258 nt
Organism: Acanthochromis polyacanthus (spiny chromis)
Lineage: Eukaryota; Metazoa; Chordata; Actinopteri; Pomacentridae
Gene: fmn2b
Product: formin 2b
Exons: 19
Coding region: 303-4832 (1509 amino acids)
Biological process (GO): intracellular transport; actin nucleation
Cellular component (GO): cytoplasm; nucleus; endoplasmic reticulum membrane
Molecular function (GO): microtubule binding
Source: RefSeq, a predicted model, not a curated record
GAGAGAGAAAGGGGAGGAGGAAGAGGGAGCUGUGUGUCUCUCCUGCAUCAGCGUCAACAUCACUGCCACGCCAGCCUUAGUCACCGGAAUAUGAGGAAGAUCAUCAUACAACAGAGCUAAAAACACCAUCAGUAGCAGCAACAGCUACUCCUCCUGCUACACCGGAUUUGUAUUCAGAGAUUAGUCCACGACGGCUCUACUCUCACGACGCACAGGCAUCUAAAAACUCCUCCAGACAAGAGGAGCCUUUCCCAGGCAUGACCUGAGAGGAGAGGCAGGCAGCCAUCACUGUCUCCAUUAACAUGGGCAACCAGGAGGCAAAGCAAAAGAGAGCUGCAGCAGCAUCGGGUAAUGGAAGCUACCCUUCGCUGGACGAAGGAUGGAGAGAGGGAGGAGGGGACGUGACAAAAAAAGGAGGAAAGAAACUCCACGGUAAGCAUGGAGGUAAAGGAGCAGGCAGCGGUGGAGGAGGAGGAGGAGGUGGGAUGCAUGGCACAGGACCAGGCAAGAAGAAAAACAAAUCCGAUUCCAAGUCUUCUGUUUUCUCUAUCCGUAAGAGAAAGAGCAACCUUAAAGGGAAAGGAUGUUCAUCAGUGACUGGCUCCAAAGAGGAUGUUUUAGCAUCUCAACAUGACGAACUGGACAGCACAAAAACACCUGAUCUGUCUGCGGAUGAGCUGGGACAGUCGGACAAUGAGGCUGCUUUCCCCGAGAAAAGAAAGAAAGUGGAGCAAGAGAAAAAUAUCAGAAAUGAAGGAGGAGGAGGGCAGAAGCAGGAGAUGCAGAGGAAAACCUCAACAGCACCAAUAUCUCCCACAGAGGAUGGAGGACAGAAGGCAGGGAGCUCAGGCUCAGACACAGACAUCUACAGCUUCCACUCAGCAGCUGAGCACGAGGAUUUACUCGCAGACAUCCAGCUGGCUAUCAGGCUCCAGCACCAGCAGCAACAUGACGGGCUUCACUCAAUGACAGAAGGGUUUGGAGGAAAGGAUCUGAGCCUGGGAGCAGCAGAGGGGAGGAGCAAACAGAGCAAUGGUGUCAUUAAAUUAACUCCUCCUGAGGUGCUUGACCUGACCCCAGAACUAGAGCUGGGCUCUGAUGCUCUGUCAUAUCUGGAGACGGGAAUUCUGUCUGGAUCUGUCAAGCACACAGCCCCACCUCCAACGCUGCACCUCCCCUUUCAAACAGAGGUACAACAGCGGACGGAGGAGAAGGAGGAGGUGGAGCAUCUGGAGGCAAAUGGGAAGGGGCAGAGGGGGAGAGAAGUCCCUCUUUGUGUUGCCACAGGCACAAAAGACCAGCAUUCCUUGCUGCAGCAGCCCCCUCUCACAGACAUCUCCAUGGCUACCGCAGGGGGGACAGUCACCAUGGCAACCAGUAGCAACAGCUUCCCAGAGUUCACAUUUGACAGCACUGGGAAAACCCCAGGGGAGGAGGAGGAGGAAGCAGGAGGUGAAACCCAGCAGGAGGAGAGGAAGUCUGAGGUGGAAGCUGAUCUCAGUCCUCCACUGGCAGACAUCGCUGACAAAAGUCCUGAACCCACAGAGGGGCUGAGCUCAGGGACUGUGUUUGAAGAAGGUGAGGGUCCCUUAGGCUCAGGGUCCAGUGCCGAGUCCCUAGAGGACUGUCUGAGCGCUGGUUCUGAACCCAACCAGUCCACCGCUGCAGGCACCAGUUCCUCCCCUGUCGAUGAGCAGUGCAGGAGGAGCAGCGUCUGCUCUACCUCGCUGCCUCCCCAGGAGAGCCCCACAUUAGCCAAGCGACUCCUCAGGUCCACCCACUCUUCCACCUCGUCUAGCCCUGUGGUGAAACCCUACCCUCGCAUCUUCCCAUCCUACAUCAAGACCACCACCAGACAGCUCAGUUCCCCAGGACACUCCCCAGCCCUGUCACCCUCCCACAGCCCCCUGUCCCCCCGCAGAGUCCACCAUCACUUCCACAGGAUGAUGGCUGAAGGUCACCGGGUCCACAGAAAGCGCUCUCACAGCCUCGCUGGAAGUCUGAGCCGCUCAGCUGAUUGGACUGAGGAGCUUGAGAGGAGGCUAAGGAGCAGAGAGGAGGAUGGAGGGAGCACUGGAGGUUCAGGAGAAUAUCUGGUGGGCUACAGAGGAGGAGGCAGCCAGCCCAUCUGUGCUACCAGAAGAUCCUCCUGUGGACAGGUCUCUACCUGUGGCUUUCAGGAUGUCUUCACAGGCCGCACUCUUCUGGAGAAGCUUUUCCUGCAGCAGCAGCAGGAGGAGCCGGAGGAAGCUGAGAGGCUCUGCUCCAGGAUCUUGGCCAUGGGUUUGUUGCUGCCGUUCACAGACUGCUUCAGAGAGCAGCUGGGAGGCAGCACUGCCCACAUCACCUCCACCGCAUCAGCCAAGUUUGAUCAUGACCAGCUGUACACAUGGGCAGCUGUCAACCAGCCACCACACUCCCUGGAACCACUUGAAGGGAAACUUCCCGGUCAGAUGAAGGGCCCGUGGCCUCCAGCAAGGCCAGGCAGCGACACCAGGACUGUGCCCAAACCCACAGAGACAGUUUGUCCAGAGCAUCAUGUCGGCAUCACGGGUUUGAGGCAACAACAGAAGGAGAACCAAGAGGAGGAAUAUGUCCUUCCUGCAACAAAACUGAAGGAAAAACACGUCAAUGUUAUCCAGCAGCUGGAACAAACCAUAGAGGACCUCAGGACGAAGAUCGCUGAGCUGGAGCGACAGCCUCCUCUGCUGGACAAGGACAGCAUGACGACCGCCACCGUCACCACGGACCGGGAGUGUGGAGGAGAGGAGGGCCUGCUGAAGGUGGUGUGUGAUGCUCACCUGCAAACGGAGGCAGCUUCUGGUCUGGGCUGCCUGGAGGCCAAGUCGGUGCAGACCUCACCCAUGGAUGAAAGCUUUAAGUUCAAAGUGCCUUGUAGUGAGCCGGGUGGAGUUAACGUCCUCCUGCAGCCCUCAGCCAGGCAGGAAGGCGUCCUGUGUUCAUGUCGGCUGCAGCCUCCUCCUCCUCCUCCACCCGGCCUUCCAGGAGGAGCUGUACCUCCUCAUUCAAGACAAGCGGCGGCACCUCCUCCUCCUCCACCUUUACCUGGAGGCUCAGUGCCAGCUCCUCCACCACCACCACCUCCUCCUCCACCACCACCUGGUUCAGCACUUCCUCCUCCUCCACCUCCACUUCCGGGCGGUCUAGCUCCGCCCCCACCACCACCUCCUCCUCCUCCUCCCCUUCCUGGAGGUCUAGCUCCACCUCCACCACCUCCUCCUCCCCUUCCUGGAGGUCUAGCUCCACCUCCACCUCCUCCUCCUCCUCUUCCUGGAGGCCUUGCCCCACCACCACCCCCUCCAUUACCAGGACUUGGAGGUCCACCUCCUCCACCACCACCUCCAGGCUGUGGGCCUCCUCCUCCUCCUCCCCCUCCUCCAUCAGGAGCCAUCUGUGUUCCUCCGGCUCUUCCAGGGACUCUGGGCUCCCUGCCUCCUCCACUUCCUCUGGGGCUGUUUGCUCUCGGUCUCACUCAGGAGAAACCCCCCAGGAAGGCCGUGGUGGAGCCGCCCAGACCCAUGAAGCCUCUCUACUGGACCAGGAUCCAGCUCCACACUAAAAAGGAGGCGUCUUCUUCGCUGGUGUGGGAGACAAUUGAAGAACCGGAUGUGGACUUUGAGGAGUUUGUGGAGUUGUUCUCCAAAACAGCUGUGAAGGAAAAGAAACAGCCCCUGUCUGACACCAUAACCAAGUCCAAGGCCAAACAGGUUGUGAAGCUGCUGAACAAUAAGCGCUCUCAGGCGGUAGGAAUCCUCAUGUCCUCUCUGCACCUGGACAUGAAAGAUAUCCAGAAUGCCGUCCUUAACUUGGACAACACCAUAGUCGACUUGGAGACCCUGCAGGCGCUGUAUGAAAAUAGGGUCCAACAGGAGGAGCUGGACAAGAUUGAAAAGCACAUAAAAUCUUCUAAAGACAAGGAGAACGCCAAGCCUCUAGAUAAACCUGAACAAUUUCUCUACCAACUCUCGCUGAUCCCAAACUUCUCUGGCCGAGUCUUCUGCAUCCUCUUCCAGUCUAGCUUCUCUGAGUGCAUGUCAUCCAUCAUGAAGAAACUAGACACACUGCAGAGGGUAUGCAAGGCGUUGCAGGACAGUGAGAAGGUGAAGACAGUCCUAGGUCUGGUUCUGGCCUUUGGUAACUUCAUGAAUGGUGGAAAUCGAACCAGAGGCCAAGCUGAUGGCUUCACCCUCGACAUCCUACCCAAACUCAAAGAUGUCAAGAGCAGUGACUCUCUGAAAAGUCUCCUGUCUUACAUCGUUGCAUACUACCUCAGGCACUUUGAAGAAGAUGCUGGAAAGGAGACGUGUGUGUUUCCUCUCCCUGAGCCUCACGAUCUGUUUCAGGCCUCACAGAUGAAGUUCGAAGAUUUUCAAAAAGACCUGCUUCGACUCAGGAAGGACCUCAGAGCGUGUACAUCAGAAGUAGAAAAGGUGUGCAAGAUGUCAGAUGAGGGUAACUUGCAGCCUUUCAAAGACAAGAUGGAGGACUUCCUUGCACAAGCUAAAAGUGAACUGGAGACUCUGGAUACUCAACUCAGCAGCACUCACAAACUGUUCCUGGAGCUCACAGUGUUCUUCUCAGUGAAGGCCAAGGGAGGUGAGAAGGAGGUUUCACUCAACACAUUGUUCUCCAUCUGGCAUGAGUUCUCCUCUGACUUCAAGGACCAGUGGAAGAAAGAGAACAAGGCCAUUCUCAAGGAGAGGUUAAAAGCAGCAGAGGAGUGUUUCCGGCAGGCCAAGGAGAAGGCUUCCUACAGUGUUAAACCCAAACAUGCCUCUGGCAUCAAAGCCAAGCUUGGCAUGAAGAUUUAAGUCAGUGGACUCGGUAUGCUUUUUUUCCUGACUUUGGACACCAGCAAUGAGUCAUAUUCAGUAGAGCAGAGGAUCAAACUGAGGGACAGGUCAUGAUUGGCAUGUGUGUGCAGCUGAACCUACACUAGACAUCUUGCUUCGCUUGUUUAUUUUCUGUUUGAUGACUUUUGUCUGUCAGCUAUCAGCCUGUUGCCUUAUAUGACUCAUGAAAUCCACUCAGUUGCGAAAGGACGCUGCAGCAGGGCCACCAGUGGCACGCAGCAUAUUGAAUACAUCAGCUGGAAUAUCAACAUCCUGUCUGUGCAGCUCAUAGCUCCGCAUUUAUCAGAUGAUUUAAUGCCUUCUUUUUAAUGAAUAUACAGCUGAAUGGUAAAGUCGAACAGUAAACUUGUUGCAUUUGAGGGAGAAUAAAAGGUUGAGCACUUA